Messenger RNA from Sardina pilchardus (European sardine), 1249 nucleotides. RefSeq names its product proteasome 26S subunit, non-ATPase 7 (gene psmd7). Gene Ontology annotation, molecular function: metallopeptidase activity; protein binding. NCBI's taxonomy places the organism in Eukaryota, Metazoa, Chordata, Actinopteri, Clupeiformes, Clupeidae. Gene Ontology annotation, cellular component: proteasome complex; proteasome regulatory particle. The transcript has 7 exons. The record is from RefSeq and is a predicted model, not a curated record. Gene Ontology annotation, biological process: proteasome-mediated ubiquitin-dependent protein catabolic process. The coding region runs from base 82 to 1080 and encodes 332 amino acids.
GCAACAAGCCGGAGAGCACGUCAAGUGAAUUUUCGAUUGAACGUUAGCUAGCUAGGUUGCUGACAAAUUUCAUUGACCAAAAUGCCGGAGCUAGCGGUUGAAAGGGUUGUUGUACAUCCCCUCGUUUUGCUGAGUGUGGUGGACCAUUUCAACAGAAUCGGUAAAGUUGGAAGUCAGAAACGAGUUGUGGGUGUUCUUCUGGGGUCAUGGCACAAAAAGGUCCUUGACGUGUCCAACAGUUUUGCAGUGCCUUUUGAUGAGGAUGACAAAGAUGACUCGGUGUGGUUCCUGGACCACGAUUACUUGGAAAAUAUGUAUGGAAUGUUCAAGAAAGUAAAUGCCAGGGAAAGAAUAGUUGGAUGGUAUCACACUGGUCCAAAGCUACACAAGAAUGACAUUGCCAUCAAUGAACUCAUGAAGCAGUACUGCGCCAACUCUGUGUUGGUCAUCAUUGAUGUGAAGCCUAAAGACCUAGGACUGCCCACUGAGGCCUACAUCUCUGUGGAAGAAGUGCAUGAUGAUGGUACUCCCACCUCAAAGACAUUUGAGCAUGUGACAAGUGAAAUCGGAGCUGAGGAGGCUGAGGAGGUCGGCGUGGAGCAUUUACUCAGAGAUAUCAAGGACACGACAGUUGGCACGUUGUCUCAGCGCAUUACCAACCAGGUGCAUGGUCUGAAGGGCUUGAACUCCAAACUGCUGGAUAUCAAAGGUUACCUGGAGAAGGUGGCCACUGGCAAACUGCCCAUCAACCACCAGAUCAUCUACCAGCUGCAGGAUGUCUUCAACCUGCUGCCAGACGUCAACCUGCAAGAGUUCAUUAAAGCCUUCUACCUCAAGACGAAUGACCAGAUGCUGGUUGUCUACUUGGCCUCCUUAAUCCGUUCCGUUGUCGCCCUCCACAAUCUGAUCAACAACAAAAUCGCAAACCGUGAUGCGGAGAAGAAGGAGGGCCAGGAGAAAGACGACGCCAAGAAAGAGAAGAAAGAAGACAAGGACAAAGACAAGGAGAAGGAGAAGGACAAGGAGAAGGGAGACGCCUCUGCCAAGAAAGAGGAGAAAGAGAAAAAGGAAAAGAAAUGAACUGGUGCUUCUAGCAUGGACUCACACGGUCGUGACUAAAGUUGAGAGGAUGUUUGUUUUUUGGUACCCUCCUCCUGUUUGUAUGUACAGGAUUGGUUGGGCAUUGUAUUUAUCUUUUUGAUAAAGAGGACUCCACAUGCCCUGUUUUGAUUAAAAGAGGGAAGGGAAU